This is a messenger RNA of Cordyceps militaris CM01, 9576 nucleotides long. RefSeq names its product vacuolar protein sorting-associated protein vps13. Gene Ontology annotation, cellular component: extrinsic component of membrane. Gene Ontology annotation, biological process: protein retention in Golgi apparatus; late endosome to vacuole transport; mitochondrion organization. The record is from RefSeq and is a predicted model, not a curated record. The transcript has a single exon. The coding region runs from base 1 to 9576 and encodes 3191 amino acids. Lineage: Eukaryota; Fungi; Ascomycota; Sordariomycetes; Hypocreales; Cordycipitaceae.
AUGUUGGAAGGGCUUGUUGCCGGCCUCUUAAACCGCUUCCUUGGCAUGUACGUCAAAAACUUUGACCCUACACAGCUCAAGGUCGGUAUCUGGUCCGGUGACGUCAAGCUGCGCAAUCUCGAGCUGCGCCGCGAGGCCCUGGAUCAGCUCAAGCUUCCCAUCAAUGUUGUGCGUGGCCACCUUGGCGAGCUGACCCUCGUCAUUCCCUGGUCCAACAUCCGCGGCGCUCCCGUCAAGGUCUUCAUAGAAGAUGUCUACCUGCUCGCCAGCCCCAAGGAGGAGGCUGAGUACGAUGAGGAUGAGGAGGAAAGCCGCCGCCAGCGCGUCAAGAUGGAGAAGCUCGACAGCGCCGAAUUGCUCAAAGAACGGAACCGCGAAGGCAUGAGUGCAGAAGAGCAACAAAAAAACCAGAGUUUUACGCAAAGUCUGGUCACAAAAAUUGUCGACAACCUCCAGGUCACGGUCAAGAACAUUCACGUUCGAUACGAGGAUUCCAUCUCUACGCCAGGCCACCCCUUCGCCUUGGGACUUACCCUCGAAGAAUUCAGCGCUGUCAGCACCGACGGCCAAUGGAAGCCGACCUUCAUCCAGGAUUCAUCCCAUGUUACCCACAAACUUGCUACCCUCGGCGCUCUCGCUGUGUAUUGGAACACUGAUACUAGCCUAUAUGCCGAUCAAGAUCUAGACAGCAUUCCUCGUGACGAAGUGCUUGCGAAAUUUCGAAAAAUGAUUGGCAAAGCAGAAGCAGUCCAUGGAAACCACCAAUACAUCCUGCGGCCCGUCAAUGGACAGGCCAAAAUCGAACUCGAUAAGAGCGGCGAUGCGCUAGUUCCAAAAUUCAAGGCAAAUCUACUAUUUGAAGAAAUUGGCUUGGUGUUGGACGACGACCAAUACCGCGAUGCACUGAUGAUGGUCGACCUGUUCCAUUAUUUCAUACGCCAUCAAGAAUACAAGUCACUGAAGCCCAAGGGCGUCACUGUCAAAGAUGAUCCUCGAGCAUGGUUCCAAUUUGCUGGCAAUUCAGUCUUAGGCAAAAUCCACGAGCGAAACCGCAAGUGGUCCUGGGACUUCUUCCGAGAACGCCGCGAUGACCGAAUACGCUAUAUCGAACUUUUCAAGAAGAAGAAGCAACAGCAGCCACUGACACCCGAAGAAAAUGAAGAUAUGUCAAAGCUCGAGUGGAAACUUGAUUACGAAGAUCUGCGGUUCUGGCGCUCGCUCGCCCGAAACCAGCUCAAAAAAGAGGAUGCUGCGGCUCUUAAGAAGCCUCAACAACAGGAGCAGACAGGCUGGCUUGCAUGGAUGUGGGGAUCCAAGCCCGAAGGCAACAUCCAAGAAAACGAAGAAAACACGCAAAUGACAGAGGAGCAGCGCAAGGAGCUUUACGACAUGAUUGAUUGGAACGAAAAGACCGCAAUCGCCGAAUCUGUUGAUCUACCCAGGGAAGCUAUCAAACUUUGCCUGGAAGUCUCCCUUAGCACGGGUAGCUUUACACUGAAGAAGAAUGCCAAUAACAGGCCCACGGAUCUUGUCAGUCUUCACUUUGACGUCUUCAAGGCGAAGGCUUUGCAAAGGACAGACUCAACACUGCUCAAUGUUAGCCUGGGCGGAUUGCGAGUCAACGAUGGUACCACGGCCGAUAGUUUGUACCCCGAGAUUGUUCGUGUCAAAGAUGCCCCGUCUAGAGAACGGCGAAAGAGAUUGUCUUUGAUCGAACUUGAAGCCUCAGAAGAGGAGCCCUUCUUCUCGUUCGAGGUGGAAAAGAAUCCCCUGGAAAAAGAGGGCGAUAUUGCCGUUGUCGGGAAACUGAAGCCUCUUGAGAUUGUUUGGAACCCAAAUGUUGUUGUUGGCAUCGUCGAUUUCUUCAGGCCGCCGGAAAGACACCUAGAGUCUAUCACUGCUCUUAUGGAAUCUGCCGGCGCCACUGUCGAGGGCCUCAGAGAGCAGACACGAGCCGGUCUCGAAUUUGCCCUCGAAGAGCACAAAACCAUCAACGCUGAGCUUGAUUUGCAAGCACCCUUGAUAAUCGUACCCGUCAGCAUUACAACCGACGACUCGACUUGUCUGAUUGUCGAUGCUGGUCAUAUUCAUGUCAACAGCGAACUGGUUGAGAAGAGCACCAUGAAGGAAAUACAGUCCAAGCAAAAGCAGUCUUACAACGAUGAAGACUUCAAACGCCUGGAGUCUGCAAUGUACGACAGGUUUCUCGUGAAACUAACAUCGACACAAGUCCUCAUCGGCCCGUCUAUCAAAGAGACAAAGCGGCACCUUUCACAAGGCGGAUCUCAAUUUCACGUUGUUGAGCAGAUCAACCUUGAUUUUGUCGUGGCUAUAUCGAUCAUCCCCAAGGCACCGAACCUGACAAAGCUGAAAGUAUCUGGUCAUUUGCCUCUCCUGCAUGCGAUGGUGUCCGACUCCAAAUACAAAAACUUGAUGCGAAUCAUCGACGUCGCGAUUCCGAAAUUGGGAGAUGAGACCCCCCAGCCCCAGCCGACGCGUAUAUCACGCCCACGAGCGACUAGCUCAAUGUCCAACAAGUCUCGCCGAAAAACUGUACAAGAGAAGCGUCUCUCAUCUGCCCUUGAUGUCUUGCAGCCGCAUACUGCUGUUGUAUUGGGUGAUAUCGACGAUGACGACGAAGACAAUUUUCAAGAUGCCACCGAUGGUACGGCCAACGAGCACUUGAAAAUCCAGCAGCGUAUUUUCCAGUUUGACUUCAAAGUCGAUACUCUCAAGGGUUCUCUGUUCCGAAGCGACCCUGAGAGAAAGAAGCCAGAUACUCUACUUGUGGAGCUCGUUGCUGAACGUUUUGACUUGGCGUUCUAUACCAGACAAUACGAUAUGGCUGCCGAAGUGUCCCUCGGUGCGGUCACCGUGGAUGACUUUGUUGAUAACCCCUCUGAAGAAUUCAGGUCCAUAGUCUCGUCUGGAGACAGCGACGACUUACAAGCGGGCCGAAGUCUGGUGAAUGUCAAAUUUAUAAGAGUCAAAAAGGAAUCACCAGAAUUCAUGCCCGUAUAUGAAGGGAUUGAGACGAACAUCACAACAUCGGUGUCAACCAUCAACCUAAUUGUCACCAGAAAAACACUACUCACACUUCUCGAUUUUAUUUUGAUUACAUUCACUAAUCCUGACGAGGAAUCAGAAGUCAUUCAAAGGACAGCGCCAGACUCGGAUGAAAGCUCGUCGGAUGGAGAGGAGCAGUUAACCGAGGCCAACAAAAAUGCCGCUGCAGGCUCUAUUCGCGUCAAGAUUGACCUCAAGAGUAUUCGUUUGAUCCUGAAUAACGACGGAAUCCGACUCGCGACGCUCUCCUUUAACAAGGCGGACGUUGGAAUCUUCCUACGCGGCAAGUCGAUGCGCAUAUCUGCUAAACUCGGAGACUUGCAACUUCUCGACGAUGUCAAUCAGGGAGUUUCUGAGGACUCGAACCUUCGCAAGCUGGUGACAAUUCAAGGGGACGAUUUGGCCGACUUCAGAUACGAGACUUUUGACCCAGCAAAUAUCAAGGCUUACCCAGGCUAUGAUAGCUCCAUCUUCCUGAGGGCCGGUUCGGUGAAGGUAAACUUUCUGGAAGAGCCUUUUAGAAAAAUCAUCGACUUUCUUGUCAAGUUUGGUAAGAUGCAAGCGCUUUACAACGCGGCUCGUCAAGCGGCUAUGAACCGUGCGAACCAGAUUCAACAGAGCCCAAGUAGGAUUCACUUCGAUGUUGUGGUAAAUACACCUAUCGUCGUUUUCCCCAGAGUCGUUCUUCCUGGCGAGGCCAAGAGAGAUGUUAUUACAGCCUACCUCGGUGAGAUUUACGCACAGAACAAGUUCGCACCCAUCGACGACAGUGCCAAUGCAGAUGUCGCCAUGAUGAUAUCUGUAGGUAUCAGGAAUAUUAAGCUCACCUCAGAAUUGAACUAUUCUGACGGAAGAGCCGAAGAAUUGGAGAUGAUUGACCAAGUCGACCUCGGUUUCAGCAUUACACAUGCGGAACACACGCCCGGCAUCAAACGCGCCGACACGGAGAUUGAAGGUUCCGUUUCCGACAUCAAACUUCGUCUUACACAACACCAGCUGCGGUUCUUAAUGGAGAUUUCACGGUCUGUCCCGGCCGCCUUUGCUGGGGAAGGCGAUGAUGCAGAGGCGGAAGCUGCCAAGAUGGUCGACGAAGGCACUCUCGAGCACGCUAAGAACGCUCCACCAGUGCAGAACAAUGAAUCAGACCAAACACUGGUAGAUCUGUCUCCCGAGCUCUCCUCCAUUGAAAAUGCCUGGACAACUCUCGAUCUUGUGUUCAAGGCGAAUAGCAUCGGGUUGGAACUGAUUUUGGCUGCCGAGGAAGACGAACCCCUUGGCGAUCUGUCUGCAUCAAGUUUGUCGCGUUUCUCUCUGGACGAGACCAAAGUCAAGACACGAAUGCUUUCCGACGGAUCACUUGAAGCAGAGCUUCUGAUACAGUCAUUUUCUAUCUUCGAUACUCGUCCGCGCGACUCGAAUAAGUUCCGUCGCAUCAUGACAUCGAACAAUAAAGAAGCACAGCAGUUGACGGCCAGUGUUACCAUGACAGGUGGCAGAGAGAGGAAUUUGAUUGCGAUGGCAACAAUUGACAACCCCAGAGUCAUCUUUGCCUUGGAUUAUCUGUUUGCUAUUCAGAAGUUUGCUUCCGAGGGCCUGAUGGUUGACGAAUCAAGUCCCAUGGAUGAUGAGAGUAUUGGAGAGACUAUUGACAGCUCUGAUCCGGAGUCAACACAGCUCACUCGGACGGGUUCUGAGUCUCGAGUGUCUACCUCAAUCGCGUCGAGACGGACAGACGCGACCGAGCAGAAUAUCCCAACGGCGGAAGCCCAAAAGCCAAUCAUAAACAUGGCGUUCCGUGUCAACCUGGUGGAUGCGCAAGUCAUUCUCAUUGCCAAUCCAGUCACUUCCAGCUCUGAAGCUAUUGUACUUAGCAUCAGACGGGUCCUUUUAUCGAAGCAGCAUGCACUUACCUUCCAAGUCUCACAAAUCGGCAUGUUCCUCUGCCGCAUGGAUCAGUUUGAGACGUCAAGAUUGCGGAUCAUCGACGAUUUCUCCAUCCAAUUGAACAUGGACAGCUCUCAACUGGAGUUGACUAAUAUUCACUUGCAAAUCGAGCCACUCAUCCUGCGCCUGUCCCUACGUGAUAUCCUUCUCGUGCUCCAAAUUAUUGGCAAAGCAAGUGAGCUGUCAGGCAUUGAUUCGAAAGAACCAGAAGAGACUGCUGCCGAGCAAAAAGCUCAAAGGCUCCGUAAAGCAGGCCUGAGCCAGAGAGCGUCUAGUGGCCGCACAUCGACUAUGGCCAAAACCAAAGCUACAAAAACGACAGCAGCUAAGACUAGCAAACCAGUCCAGACUGUGAGCAGAGCUAUCACUAGACGCGAAGAACUAUCUGCGACUGUCGAGGGCGUGCGUGUUGUCCUAAUCGGUGACUUGCACGAACUGCCCAUCCUUGAUAUUGGGAUCAAAGACUUCACCGCCACUGCUGAAAACUGGUCGUCAAGUCUCAAAGCCGAAGCCGCCGUUGACAUGUACUCCAAUGUCUACAACUUCUCCAAGUCCAGCUGGGAGCCGCUUCUGGAACCCUGGCAAGUCGGAUUUGGUGUCGCGCGCAAUCCCAAAUCGGGACUGCUUUCCAUCGAUGUCACCUCCAAGAAGACCUUUGACAUCACCGUCACCACAGCCACGAUUGCUCUUGCCUCAAAGUCGUUCAAUUUCCUCACAACUGAGCAAGAUGUUCUUGGGAAAGCUCGCGGAACAGAAGCGCCCUACAAGAUUCGAAAUUAUACCGGCUUUGAGGUAUCUCUUGAGUCGAAAAGCCCAAUCAGUGAGGAGCCGAUCACAUUGCGCCUAGAUGACGGCCAAGAAGGCCCGUGGAGCUUUGAACACUGGGAAAAGAUGCGAGAGAACCUCUUGACUGAAGCGAAUCAAAACAGCGCCGUCAUCCAGCUGGAAGGCAGUGGCUUUGACCCUGUGAAGAACGUACUUCUGAACAGAGAGGGCGAAUUUUUGUAUGGACUUCGACCGAAAGCCAACGGAAUCCUUCACCGGCUUUGUGUUGAGGUGACUCUCGGCAGCGACAACGUCAAAUACGUGACUUUGCGCUCUCCCUUGGUUGUGGAAAAUGCGACGCAAAUCCCUGUCGAGCUCGGCGUUUAUGAUACCCAAGAGGGACACCUUCUGAAAAUUGAGAAGAUUGCGCCAGGCGAGUCGCGACCUCUCCCAGUCGGCGCUGUGUACGAAAAGUCAGCGCUGGUUCGCCCCGAUGGCGGAUUCGGGUAUCAAUGGAGUACUGACAAGCUAUGGUGGCGCGAUUUGCUGAAACAACCGACAAAGCAACUUGUUUGCAAAGGUGGCAAUGGGGACCCUUUCUAUUUCCAAGCUCAUGCAGAGUUCAGCAAAUCGAACCCCAUGACGCGAACCUAUCCUUACAUGAAGAUCAAGCUCUCUGCCCCAGUCACCAUUGAGAAUCUACUGCCAUACGAUUUCAAAUACAGAAUCUAUGACAAGAACACGAAGAAAGAUUGGUCCAACUUCUUGCGUAAAGGAGGCGUUAGUCCUGUCCAUGUUGUCGAGCUUUCGCAUCUGUUACUUUUGAGCAUCGACAUGCAAGAUACUGUCUUCAAAGCAAGCGACUUCUCAAUCAUCAACCCAGGCAAAAGCGAAGACUUCCGCAAGGAGACCAAGCUUGUGGUCAAGGAUGAUCAAGGCCUGCCCCUCAACCUCAGCCUGCAUUAUUUCAAGAUACCCAAGAGUGGUGGGGCUUUCAAAGUUACCAUUUACAGUCCCUAUGUUGUCCUGAACAAAUCCGGGCUGGACUUGAACAUCAAGGCCAAGAGUUUCUUGCAAAAUGCCCGAGCCGCAGCUGGUCAGUCUGCACUUGUCAGCCGCUUCGAUGACGAAAAUGCCAAGGCGCUGCCGUUCAUGUUCUCCUAUGGCAGCAGCGAGGAUAAUCGGAAUCGCGCUCUGCUCAAAUUCGGGGACUCAGAAUGGAGUAAACCACAGAGCUUUGACGCCAUUGGAAGUAACUCGGAAGUGGUUCUCAAUUCCGCUACUAAAAAUAAAGAAAUCCACAUCGGUAUUACUGUCAACUCUGGAGAGGGUAAAUACAAGAUGACGAGAGUCGUGACACUUUCGCCACGGUUCGUGCUCGAGAACAAGCUUGGCGAAGAAAUCUAUGUUCGGGAGUCAAGCUCGCCCGGAUUCCUGACUCUGGCUCAAGGAGCGCUCCGGCCCUUGCAUUUCAUGCAGAAGGGCUCCGUCAAGCAGCUAAGUCUUUGCUACGCCGGCGUCGAUAGUCACUGGACGGCACCAUUCAAUAUCGCAGACAUUGGCACUACACAUAUCAAGAUUGCCAAACCUGGUCAGCGCCAACGCCUCAUUCGCGCCGAGGUUCUGAUGGAAGACGCUACUUUGUUCGUCCAACUGAGCAUGGAAACAAAGAACUGGCCCUUCUCGAUCCGCAAUGAAAGUGACACCGAGUUUACGUUCUACCAAGCCAACCCUACGGUUGAAGAGGAUGAUGACGAGGACAGAAGUGGUUGGAAGCCAAUUCGCUACAGACUUCCACCGCGAAGCAUCAUGCCCUAUGCUUGGGACUUUCCCGCCGCGAAAUUUCGGGAACUUGUAAUUGCGUCGGGUGGUAAGGAACGUCACGUCAAGUUGGCCGAGAUUGGCAAUCAAAUCCCCAUGAAAUUCCUCGGGUCCAACGCGCAGCAGAAGAUUAUCGACAUCAACGUCGCGGCAGAUGGACCAACUCAAACACUGAUCCUCAGCAACUUCCGCACUAGCCAGAGUGUGUAUAAGCCGAAGGCUUUGUCGCGGACAAACACUGCAACGGAUGGCUUCGAAGUCAAGGACCAAGAUACCGGACAGACAUUCCGCGCCCAACUGAAAUUGUCAGGUAUUGGUCUGUCGCUGAUCAACUCUCAACUGAAAGAGCUUGCAUAUGUUAGUCUGAAGGACGUACAGCUUCGUUACAGCGAUUCUCCCGUUAUUCAAACUGUUGCCUUGGAAAUCAAGUGGAUCCAAAUCGAUAACCAACUGUACGGCGGCAUCUUCCCCAUGGUUUUGUACCCAAGUGUGGUGCAGAAGAGGGCGAAUGAGGUCGACGCUCACCCGUCGCUGCAUGCAAUGGUCAGUAGAGUCAAGGAUGACUCCUACGGUGUCACAUAUAUCAAGUAUGCAUCUAUUCUGUUGCAACAGAUGACUCUCGAGCUGGACGAAGACUUUAUUUUCGCUCUUCUCGACUUUUCGAACGUCAAGGGUGCCAGUUGGACCAUGGUGGAUGAAGAAGGCAAACUCUGUGACGAGAGUCUCGAUAUUCCCGAACCACGCCAACUGCAGGCCGGACAGGACAUAUACUUUGAGGUUCUAAAUAUUCAGCCAAUGCAGGUUGAUCUCAGUUUCAUGAGAACGGAGCGUGUCAAUGCCGAAGACAAGACUUCAACACGCAAUCCGCUCAUGUUUGUGCUGAAUGUCUUGACCAUGGCUCUUGGCAAUGUCAACGACGCACCGAUUCGUUUCAACGCCCUCAUGCUAGACAACGUGCGUGUUACACCGCAGGUCUUGAUACAAAACAUCUCCAACCACUACAGUCAAGAAGUCAUGUAUCAGAUCCACAAGAUUCUCGGUUCAGCCGAUUUCUUAGGUAAUCCCGUUGGCUUGUUCAACAACAUUUCCUCAGGAGUUACAGACAUCUUCUACGAGCCUUACCAAGGACUGAUUCUAUCGGACAAGCCCGAAGAAUUUGGACUCGGUAUUGCCAAAGGUGCCGCAUCAUUUGCCAAAAAGACUGUAUUUGGCUUCAGUGACAGCUUCUCCAAGUUCACCGGCAGUCUUAGCAAAGGUCUGGCGGCAGCAUCGCUGGACAAGCAAUUUCAAGACCGCCGUCGCAUUACGCGGGCGAGAAACCGACCGAAGCAUGCACUUUAUGGUGUUGCUGCAGGCGCCAACAGCUUAUUCACCAGUGUUGCGUCUGGUGUCGGCGGCCUGGCUAGCAAGCCGCUCGAGGGCGCUGAGCAAGAAGGCGCGUUGGGCUUCUUCAAAGGUGUCGGAAAGGGUGUACUUGGUCUCGCAACGAAGCCAGCCGUAGGUGUCCUAGAUAUGGCCAGCAACUUGAGUGAAGGUAUUCGCAACACCACGACAGUCUUUGAUGGAACAGAGUUGGACCGCACACGAUUCCCACGCUUCAUUUCCAACGACGGUGUUGUGCGCCCGUUCAAUGCCCGUGAAGCCAUUGGCCAGUACUGGCUCAAGCAAGUCGAUAACGGCAAGUACUUUGACGAGCAGUACGUUGGCCAUCUCGAGCUUCCCCGCGAGGACAUGGUGGUUAUGGUGACGUAUGCGCGCAUUCUGCUUAUCCGCUCGAAGCGUCUUACGAGUGAGUGGGACAUUCCGCUCAAGGAUAUCCAGACCAUCGCCAAGGAGCGUACCGGAGUCAGUCUCAUUCUGCGCGGCGGCGCUAACGGGCCGUUUGUGCCAGUCGGAGGCGGCAGCGAAAGAAAUUUCUUGUACAAGAUGGUGGGAGUCGCCGUGGAGGAGUUUAAUCGGCGGUUUAGAGGAGGCGAGUAA